Messenger RNA from Prorocentrum cordatum, 1550 nucleotides. Lineage: Eukaryota; Dinophyceae; Prorocentrales; Prorocentraceae. The record is from the annotation of a GenBank genome assembly.
GAAGCCUACUUCAAAGAGCAGUCUGAGAUCAAGGUCACGCUGGCCGCGGCCAGGCCGCUGGGUCAGCGGCUCCGCGACCUGGGGGCGCAUAUCAACCGCCAACAGAAGUUAUGCCAAGACCAGGAGCGGAAGCGGGACAACUUCCGUGAGCGGAAGGCGCACCUUCAAGAGCAGGGGGACGCAGCCACUAAGCAGUUGGCGGAGAUUGAUAAGCCGAUGGAGGAGUCUCAGGGCCUCUUGGUCCCGCUCGACGGCCUGGGCGAAGUGUCCACGGCGCUCGGGGUUAACCGCGAGCUGGCGGAGCGGCCCAAGACUGACCUCGAGUAUCUGCGCAAGCUGGAGGCUGAAGCCCGCGCCAAGCAAGCUGAGCGUGCUGGGCGCCAGGCCGCAGAGCGAACAAGUCAUGUGCAAGCUGAGGCGCGGGCUCCAAACGAAGAGAUGGCUGUGGACGCCAAGGGCGAGCAGAGUCUGCUCGAGGAGGUGGCCAAUGCGGGAGGUGGCAAACGUAGGGUCGCUGAAAUCUUCGAGGCGCACGGGGCCAAGGUCAAGUGGACCAAGUCUGCGCCCUCCGUGUCGCAGGAGGAACAUCAUGCCCGUGUCGAGGGCGGCGGCCUGGCCAAGGCACAGAAAUACGCAUUGGCCGAGGGUAUCCAUGGCGUUUGGGGGCCCGCUCUGCCUGGGGCGGGCGCUGGGGCGCAGGCAGGCGUGGCCAUCUUGGCGCCCGGACGAGUGUUGGUCACUACCCCGCCAGGCCUAGGCGGGCCCACGCUGGGGCCUGGCAGGGCGGCAGCCGCGCGCGUCAGUUGCGGCGGCCGAAGGGGCGUCGUCAUGGUCUCGGUCUACCUUCGCGUCGACGAGCAGCUGUCGUCCGAGAACCUGGUCAUGCUUUUCAAGCUCUACAAGUGCCUCCAGGCGCUGGAGGCGAUGCAGUUGCCGUGGAUCGUGGGCGGCGGCUUCAACAGGGAGGUGUCGCAGCUGGGGUCAUUGGCUUGGUUGCACUCCGUCAACGGCGUGGCCACUGUCGGCGAGGCUGACACUUGGCCACGCCUGCCCGUGACCAUCACGAUGCGGGCGAAGCCCCAGGACAUGUGGAUCAGGGAGCUGGUGCAGCCGAAAGGGGUCAGCAAGGCCCCCAAUGCAGAGUGUGCGCGGCCGCCUUCCGACUUGGGGCCGCUCCGCCACCGAGCUCAGGAGGCCGCCGCUGCGCUGGAUAUGGCACAUGUGUGGGGCCAGUUGCUGCUUGGCAUCGAGUUUGGGUUGCAGGGGAGGUUUGGUAUUGUUGGACCGUGUACCGACAUAUUUACAAGGAAUGUAGGCCCCUCGGCGCCCGAGUGGAAGAAGUGCGAUCCCGCGGAGUCUGUAUCCUGGAAGCGCAAGGCACCUGGCGUUGCGGCGUGGGCAACGGCUGCGCGGUGGGCUCGCCACUUUCGCAGGGUACGCACGGCCCUGCAGGCGUUCGUGUUCAAGUUAGCCAGCCCCGCGUUCAUUCUCUCGUCGGUCAACCAUUGCGAGGGGGAGUUGCGUGAAAGCUCUCCACAGUGUGACGGCAG